AUGGGGCAAAUCGGAAAGCCCCAAAGCCGUGCUGAGGGUUCAUGGACCUUACGGGCCUUUACUUUGCCUGGAACACUCUUUGGACGCUUGAAGGAGUCUCGGUCCAAGGAGCUGUUUGAUUCCCUGCCACGACGUCAACUUCUUGGCACUGCCGUCGCUACUGUGCUGGCACCCGCUGGAGUGAAAGCUGAAACGCCAGCGCUGAAGGUGGCUGGGUCUUCAAAGGCAAUGCCUGCCAUUGGCUAUGGCACGUGUUGUCGCCCUGGAGCUAGGGGUGAGGAGUUGGUGGAAGGUGUGAAAGCUUAUCUCUCUGCUGGUGGGAGGCUCAUAGACACUGCGCAGAUCUAUGGAAAUCACGAGGAUAUUGCUGAGGCUAUCCAGCAGAGUGGCGUGGAUCGGGAGCAGCUCUGGGUUACGUCAAAGGUACGAGUUCAGAGCUGCAACAGCCCGGAGGAUGUGGUGAAGGCAGUGGACAGCAGUCUGCAGCAGCUGGACAUUGGCUAUUUGGACUUGAUGCUGCUCCAUGGUGGUGAUGGAUGGGGCAUCGGCCCUGAUCGUGAUGAAGCACUUUGGCGGGGCCUCAUUGCAGCACAGAAGGCUGGAAAAGUGCGAAGUAUCGGUGUGUCGAACCACAACCGAGAAGAGGUGGAGCGUCUCAUUGCCAAAACCAAAGUUGUACCUGCUGUCAACCAGCUCGAAUUUCAUCCUUGGGUGCCAUCCGAAACCAGGGACCUGGUCCGCUGGUGCCAGGAGAAGGGCAUGGUGGUGACUGCAUAUGGCUCCUUAGGUGGCUCCCGCAACAAAGCACAGGGAGAGGUCGUAUCGCAGGUGGCGAACAAUUACGGGAAGACGAAUGCCCAGGUGCUGUUGCGAUGGGCGCUGGACCAGGGUGUGGCAGUGAUCCCAGGAACCAACUCUGCUGAGCACAUCCGAGAGGAUUUGGAUCUCAAUUUCCGCCUUGAUGCAAAAGAUGUGCAGCUCAUAGAGUCCAGUAGCGCGCCUGAGUACUUCACACGCUGGCGCAAUUGCCGAAGUGGUUGUGCCUGA
Molecule: messenger RNA, 1047 nt
Organism: Cladocopium goreaui
Lineage: Eukaryota; Dinophyceae; Suessiales; Symbiodiniaceae
Source: the annotation of a GenBank genome assembly